UGCUGCUUUACACGAACGAACCAGCUUGCGAUUUACGUAAAUACGUGAAAAGGCAAGAAAUAUGGCACCGGACAAGAAAGUCAUCAAGAGAAAGGCUGCGGCCGCCGGCGCCAGCGACUCUCCCGCGAAAAAGACCAAGAAGGUCGAGCCUCAACCCAGCGAAGCACCCAAAGCUGCCCCCAAGUCCGCUCUGAAGAACAAGAAGAAUGCUCCCGCGGCCAAGGACACCAAGUCUGAUGCUGCACCUAAGACCAAUGGCGAGAAGGAGCAGUCGAAGAGACAGAUCAAGCCUCGCAAGCGCGCUGCCGAUUUCCUGAGUAGUGACGAGGAGGAUGAGCCUGAGGUGAAGGAGGCUGAGCCAGAGAAGAAGAAAUCUACCAACAAGAAGACUAAGAAGGAGGAAGCUCCUAAGGCUGAGAAGGCUAGUACAAAAUCUAAGGCUAAGAAACAGCCCACUCCUGAAGAAUCUGAGGAGGAAGCCAAUGCUUCUGCUCCUGAGGGUAGCGAUGAUGAGGGCGAGGAUGACCAGACGACUGCUCUUAUCCGUGGUUUCGAGAGUAGCGGCGACGAAGACGCAUCUGAUGAUGAAGGAUUCGAUCCCAAACAGCCCGUCCCUAACAUCCCCGACUCAAAGAAGGCGAAGCGCAAGAUCUUGAAGAAACAGAAAAAGGCUGCCGAGGAGGGUGAAAACCAGACACCCGGUACCGUCUACAUUGGACGUAUCCCCCACGGUUUCUACGAGUACCAGAUGCGCGCCUACUUCUCGCAAUUCGGCGAAAUCACUCGUCUGCGUCUCUCCCGCAAUCGUAUCACCGGUCGCUCUAAGCACUACGCUUUCGUUGAAUUCGCCUCGUCCGCUGUCGCCAGAAUCGCCGCAGAGACCAUGGAUAACUACCUGAUGUUCGGCCACAUCCUGAAGUGCAAAUACAUCCCCUCCGAACAGCUGCACCCCGACAUCUGGAAGGGCGCCAACCGCCGCUUCAAGAGGACCCCGUGGAACAAGAUCGAGAAAAAGCGUUUGGAAAAAGGCAAGACUCGCGAACAAUGGACGGACCGUAUCGAGAAGGAGCAGAAGAAACGUCUCGCCAAGGCUGAGAAGCUCAAGGCUGUCGGCUACGAGGUCGAGCUCCCUGAGCUGAUGGAUGUGGAUGAGGUUCCGGUUCAGGAGGAGCCUAAGGCUAUUGAGGAUUCGAAGCCUGCUGAGGAGCCCGUGAAAGCCAUUGAGGAACCUGUGAAGACCAUUGAGGAACCCAAGGAGACCGAGACCAAGAAGGAGAACGAUAACCAGAAGAAGACCAAGAAGGAGAAGAAGGAAAAGAAGGUGACCCAGCCUGCUGCUGAGAAGGAGGCUUCCAAGACGGCCGAGGAAGUGAAGGAGCCGAAGAAGGCUGAACCUGCUGCCGCUAAGACUGGAGCGAAGGCGAAGAAGGCCGACAAGAAGAAGACCAAGGCCAAGGCGUAAAAUUCUGCUAUGUGGUUUGUAAUUAUGGCAUAGGGUAUCAAAAGGAGCAAUUAUAUUCAUUUAAUGCUUAGACUGGU
Messenger RNA from Aspergillus ruber CBS 135680, 1539 nucleotides. RefSeq lists its product as uncharacterized. Lineage: Eukaryota; Fungi; Ascomycota; Eurotiomycetes; Eurotiales; Aspergillaceae. Gene Ontology annotation, molecular function: RNA binding. Gene Ontology annotation, cellular component: nucleolus. The transcript has 3 exons. Gene Ontology annotation, biological process: maturation of LSU-rRNA from tricistronic rRNA transcript (SSU-rRNA, 5.8S rRNA, LSU-rRNA). Bases 62 to 1462 code for a protein of 466 amino acids. The record is from RefSeq and is a predicted model, not a curated record.